GCAGAGGACAGGGUGAAGAUGGCCGCGUCCCUUAGGUGUAUUAUCCGCUCCGGAAAGAGUGCUGUGUCAACCCUCGGGAGGAGGGAGUUUCACAGGAGUGUCCCGGCCGCUGUGCAGGUGACGGUCCGCGAUGCUUUGACUCAGGCGAUGGACGAGGAGCUGGAGAGGGACGACCGGGUGUUCCUGCUGGGUGAGGAAGUGGCCCAAUACGAUGGAGCCUACAAGGUUAGCAGGGGUCUGUGGAAGAAGUACGGAGACAAACGCAUCAUCGACACUCCGAUCUCAGAGAUGGGCUUCACCGGCAUUGCAGUGGGAGCCGCCAUGGCUGGCUUGAGACCCAUCUGUGAGUUCAUGACCUUUAACUUCUCCAUGCAAGCCAUCGACCAGGUCAUCAACUCAGCGGCAAAGACCUACUACAUGUCAGCCGGUCUGCAGUCGGUUCCCAUUGUCUUCAGAGGACCCAACGGAGCGUCGGCGGGCGUCGCUGCUCAGCACUCACAGUGCUUUGCUGCAUGGUACGCUCACUGUCCAGGUCUGAAGGUGGUGAGUCCCUGGAACGCAGAAGAUGCCAAAGGUCUCCUGAAAGCAGCCAUCAGAGACGACAACCCCGUGGUGUUCCUGGAGAACGAGCUGAUGUACGGCGUUCCCUUCGAGAUGUCGGAGGAGACGCUCUCCAAAGACUUCACCAUUCCCAUCGGCAAGGCCAAGGUCGAGAGACCAGGAACUAGCGUCACCGUGGUCUCUCACUCACGGUACGUAGGUCAUUGCCUGGAUGCUGCCGCCGUCCUCGCCAAGGAGGGAAUCGAGUGUGAGGUGAUCAACCUGCGGACUAUCCGUCCUUUGGAUGUGGAGACCCUUGAGACCAGCGUGAUGAAGACCAACUACCUGGUGACAGUGGAGGGCGGCUGGCCUCAGUUUGGAGUCGGAGCUGAGAUCUGCGCCAGGAUCAUGGAAGGUCCUGCGUUUAACUACCUGGAUGCUCCGGUUACCAGGGUGACGGGCGUCGACAUCCCCAUGCCGUACGCCAAGAUCCUGGAGGACCACAGCGUGCCGCAGAUUAAAGACAUCAUCUUCUCUAUCAAAAAGACCCUCAACGUCUGAGACACACAAACACAAGACACACAGGCGGUAGAAACGUCGUCUGGUAAAAUAUCUGACCCACGUGUAAAUAAAUACAGCCAAACUUUCCUUUUAAAAAUACUCCAGAUUGUAAAGUUUCCAACCAGAUGUUGGUUACAUGAAACGCACAACUGUUUAUCUGCACCCAGAGCUGUAGACGCGCGGGGUUCGGUCGAGUUGCCACGUCGGUUACAAACACGGCCGGACUGUGUGUGUGUCGCUCUGGCUGCUCUGUCCACUUCCUCCCCUUCAAAAUAAAGUUGCUAUAUCCUGUAGCUCUUUGUGCUUCUCUGGAAGUUCACUAAUAACAAAACUGCUGCGAGAGCCAAGGGAAAAAAAUAAGUCACGUUUUGAUCAGUCUGCAGGUUUGAGCCGUAAUAAUAAUAAUCACUGAACUGUACAUUUUGAUUUUUAAACCCUUCAAAGGAAAUGUGUAGAUUUAAAGCUUCCUUUUGUCGGGACGUACCGAGAACUAAUCAGAUACCAGUAUUUAAUUGAUAAGCGUGUAAUGUGUGCAAGAGACUGGGAUCAUUCAUUUAUAUAUGUAAGACAAAAAUCAGGCUUAAAUUAAAUGUUUCUUAAACUUACUAAAAUGUUAUUUAUUAAAUAACGGUAUCCAAAUACCAGUCUGACUCUUUGUCACUGACACCUGACGCAGCUGUUGGAGUAUUAGACUGAUAUCAGUAUCGGUGUAUCUCUGUUUCUUUAAAGUUGUCAGUUUUAUAAAGUGAACAAAAUUAAACAUAUUUGAAAUUAUUUAUCAGAUAAAUUUAAAUGAGAAAAGCUCUUUAAACUUAAGACUUUUAUUUUGCCAAAUGGAAACAAAAAGGGAUUAAAACAUGUUAAUAUUCCUCUAAAGUACUCAAGCACUUAAUAUGCUCUCAAAUUUAGACGGACUGAUUCAAACUUUCUCCUCACUCAGUAGUUUUGUUGUUAAAACACUCCCACUCAAUUCUAACCACCAGUUUAAAAAAAAAUAAAUAAAAUACUGUACUCAAGUCUUUAACUUUGUGUAAGUUCUCCGACUGACUGAAUUCAUCUCUGACAGCAGCAGUGAAAAACGAUGAACCAGCUGGAGGAGGUGGUGGAGUGUGGUCAGGAAUAUUUAUUGUAGCUGCAGCAGCUCUGUGGAUGUUUUUGUUGCUGUAAAUGACUCUGUUACAGAAAUAAAAACCUUUCGAUCCUU
Scomber japonicus (chub mackerel) is the source of this 2305-nucleotide messenger RNA. It is a transcript of the gene pdhb, whose product is annotated as pyruvate dehydrogenase E1 subunit beta. NCBI's taxonomy places the organism in Eukaryota, Metazoa, Chordata, Actinopteri, Scombriformes, Scombridae. Gene Ontology annotation, biological process: pyruvate decarboxylation to acetyl-CoA. Gene Ontology annotation, molecular function: pyruvate dehydrogenase (acetyl-transferring) activity. The coding region runs from base 19 to 1101 and encodes 360 amino acids. The transcript is spliced from 11 exons. The record is from RefSeq and is a predicted model, not a curated record.